Molecule: messenger RNA, 1255 nt
Organism: Colius striatus (speckled mousebird)
Lineage: Eukaryota; Metazoa; Chordata; Aves; Coliiformes; Coliidae
Product: granulocyte-macrophage colony-stimulating factor receptor subunit alpha
Exons: 9
Coding region: 123-986 (287 amino acids)
Biological process (GO): immunoglobulin mediated immune response; cytokine-mediated signaling pathway
Cellular component (GO): external side of plasma membrane; membrane
Molecular function (GO): cytokine receptor activity; protein binding
Source: RefSeq, a predicted model, not a curated record
CAAGGAAGACAGACCUAUUUAUAGCUAUGUAACCAUUUAAAAUGCAACUAUUUCCAUCUUCUCUGAGCCCGAGGACUAUGAGGGAAAGAUAAAUGAGAUAAGGACAUUUUGAAAUAGAAGGCAUGGAUGGGUCAGCCAUUGAAAACUUCUCCUGUGUGAUUUAUACCAUUUCCCUCAUGAACUGCACUUGGCAGGCAGGCAAGGAUGCUCCAGGAGACACACAAUAUUUUCUCUACUGGCAGAGCUCAAGAUAUGACAAGGCAAUGGAAUGUGAGCUUUACAUUAAAGAUGAAAAUGGCAGAAACACGGGAUGUAGGUUCCAAAAUGUGACAAUAAUGACUGAAAAAGCUUAUUUCCUGGUGAAUGGGUCUAGCAAAGUCUCUCUAAUCCAGUUCUAUGAUGAAUACAUUCAACUGUAUAAAAUUGAAAAGCUCAUGCCUCCGUCAAAUAUCACUGUCAACUGUGAUGAAAUUAAAAAUGGUUGCAUAAUUCAAUGGCAACGGCCCCAAACAAGUCAUUCUAACAAAGACAAGUGUUUUAAAUAUGAACUAGACAUUAGGUAUAAGGAUAACCCGGAGGGAAAAAUUAUAUAUACUUCUAUACAAGAUGGGGAAAAUAGUCAGAUAUUUCCAAGACCCAAUACCAGAAGGACGUACCUCUUGAAAAUGAGAGCAGCUGGCAGUGCCUGCUUUGUGAGCCCAUUCUGGGGAGAGUGGAGUGCACCUGUUAAGUUUGGAAAUGAAGUUAUUUCUUCUUCAGUAUGGAUUUUACCUCUGGUAGGAGUCGCGACCCUCUCAGUGGCAAUUGUCACAGUUUUGUCCUGCAAAAGGACUGGCUGUUGGAAAGUAGCAUUUCCAAAAAUUCCAGAGCCAAAAAAAGCAUUUUGUGGACUGCUUGAUACAAAUUCAGAGCUGAUGGAGAGCAAAAUUCCGUCAAUAACAUCUGAAAAUGAAGAGAUAACAUUGGUUGCUGACAUAGUAAAAUAACAAGAAAAACUGAGGAAUUCGAAAGUUCAUUUCUUUACCUUGGGAAACUGUAUAUUCCUAUGGAAAGUCUCAAAUAAUAUAUAAGCUUUUCUAACUUUCUUCCUUUUUUUUUGGCCAAAACAGUGGUGCAGCCAAGAGAGAAUGAUACUUUACAUGUAAUUUUUGUUUUUAAAUGUCAUUGUAUUUGCUUUUAAGUUUGGCUGACAUUAACUGUCUGGGUAACUUGUCCUUAUUGGAUAUUUUUGAUUUGUGAAUAUGAUUGAAAAAUU